AUAAGUAAGAUCGAUCAUAAUGUCUGAUAGUAAAACCGUAGUUGUUACCGGAGCCUCUUCGGGAAUUGGGUUGGCAGUAGCUCGGGAAUUUGCCCUAAAAGGUUAUAAUGUCAUAGCUGGUGCCAGAAGACUUUCCUCUAUGGAAGAGUUGAAAAAGUACAACGUCACAACUGUAGAGUUGGACAUCACUUCCCCUGAAUCGGUUGAGAAACUUAAGAAGUUGAUUGAAACCGAAUACGACGGAGCCAUCAAGUAUCUUUUGAAUAAUGCUGGUCAAAGCUGUGCCGCAGCAGCUGUCGAAGUGUCUGACGACGAAGUCUUCAGGUGCUUUGAGGUGAAUGUUUUUGGUCAUAUAAGAGUUACCAGAGAAUUAGCUCCGUUUGUGAUAAAAACAAAAGGUACCAUUGGGUUCACUGGCUCUGUUCAAGGUAUCCUAGAAACUAUGUUCCUAGGAGUUUAUGCGAGUUCAAAGGCUGCAAUUCAGUCAUAUGCUUCGGGGAUGGCGUUUGAAAUGGCUCCAUUUGGUGUUAAGGUGGUGAACUUUGUUACAGGAGGUGUCAGAACUGCAAUGAGCGGAAUUGAUUUGAAAUCUGUGCUUUACGAUGAAGAGGGAUUGGAAGAGGUAAAGAAAGCCUACUCUGAACUUACGAAGACAGGCAUGGACUCCCAUGUCUAUGCUAGGAAGGUUAUCAAAGACUUUGAACAUUCUAAGUUGGGUGUGGUUCACCAUUAUAGAGGUGCUGGAUCGACUACAGUUUGGAUAGCUCAUACUUUCUUCCCCAAAUUCGUUUUGAGUAUGUUGUUUGGGCUGGUGCUUAAGUUAUCAACUCUUCUUAAAUCGAUAACCAACAAGUACAAAUAAUGGCUUUUACGUAUAUUUCAAUAGAAGAGCUUUUAACAAGUCUGGGGUAACAUUGGAAAUUUUUUAGUGCCCCAAUUAUAUCAGCCCAACACCUCAAAAGCUUUCAAUUGAGCCAAGUUGAGAUUGAACAUUUCAUCAUAUAUAUACUUAUUCAUAUGACAAAUAUAUUUAACAAGGAGAACGUAUUAUAAGGUGAAUACAGAGUAAACCAUAAAAAUUUGAACUUUCUACCAAGCAGCAGCUUCGGGGAAGCAUCUACCGCCGGAAAUAUGGCGUCCCAUGAGAAUCUCAGGAAGAGCUUCAACAUCUACUCUUGGUAAUUGGACGGGACUGCCAAAGUUCUUGUCAACAUUUUCUUUGGCAGAUCCGGAUGACACUGGGAUAAUAUUAAUGACCUCGGGAUUCCUUCGAAGUCCUUAGGGCCUGAUACACUUUGAACAUAGCUCAAUGACAAAGCUUCCAAGGUUAAAUUCUUGGACUUGGUGGACGAGUAUAAAGAGUUCAAGCGACUCUUAUUUCUUUGAAGGCGUCAGAACUUCGGUGGGUGUAUGGGUCAUAGCCUUGAAUUUUUUUGAGUGAAAGGUCUUCAAGAAAUCAAGAUGUUCAGCAGCAUGAUCGGUUAAAGUUUCUCUAUUCAAAGGGGAAUAGGCAAUUAUUGGAAUCUGGCGCUUGUACACUUCUUCCACAACUCAAUGGUAAACGAUAUCAUCUCAAAAUAAGGAAAAUUCUACGUCAAUUCCAGAGAUUGGUGCAGCAGCAACAGCUUUCUUUAUAGAUACAGUACCUACUUCACUAAUACGGACACCAGCAAGCUCGCCACUAUUAUCAAUUGAUCGGUUAAUGUUUUCCUUGGUAGAAUUCUGCACCGUCGAAAAAUUUGACCGCUGGCUACAAUUAGUCCACUUUUUACUUUUUUUUGUUGAGUACGAGAAAAUACUGAACAUUCUCGACCUGCAGCAUGGCUAUCUUUAUGAGCUUUGGGUUCAACAACAUCUCUUUGCGUGCUAAUGAGUUUUCUCAUUCUUGAACAAUAUUAUCUGUGUACCUGGGCAUUGGGCAUCUCU
Messenger RNA from Yamadazyma tenuis ATCC 10573, 1926 nucleotides. Lineage: Eukaryota; Fungi; Ascomycota; Pichiomycetes; Serinales; Debaryomycetaceae. The record is from RefSeq and is a predicted model, not a curated record.